AUGGAAGAUAUUUGUGAGUCCAAAAAUUUGGUGCAAUCGUUACGCACCGUUCUACCGCGUAACUGCCACGUCAAACAUCGUACGGGGUCAUGGAAUCAGGCUGAUCGUGGAACGCAGCCAGUGUUCGAUCGCCUCUACACCCGUUCCGGAAUGCAUCAGUCCCAGCAAGCGUUGCCACAGAGCACAAGGCACGGCUAUACGUGGUAUAAUACGCAUCUAGCUUCCCGGGCCAACCCUGUACAUUCGCAGCAAUACCACCACCACCACCACCAACAACAACAACAACAACAACAACAACCGCAUCACCAUACUGUGCACGAACUAAAAAACAUUUCUGACGGAGAAAAUGGGUACGACAGAGAUCGGUAUGCUGAACAGCUUCGUCGAGUUCAAUACGGUGGUGGUCCGACAGCUGAUGUAAGUCGAUUCUAA
Echinostoma caproni is the source of this 432-nucleotide messenger RNA. NCBI's taxonomy places the organism in Eukaryota, Metazoa, Platyhelminthes, Trematoda, Plagiorchiida, Echinostomatidae. The record is from the annotation of a GenBank genome assembly.